ACAGGAAGAGCCAGGAGCAACAAAGGCUUUUCCAACUCCUCUCUUUGCAUGUGUUGUUGUUGUGGAGGUAAACAAGAGGAGGAUAGUGAAGACUGAAGAGAGGAGUAGUACUAGUGAAUAGUGAGUGGUGAGAGGGGAGAGAGAUGGAAGUGGAGGCUCACCAUGGCUUCCUACCACCAGCAGCAGGGAGGCAGCACCUUUAUGGCCAUCCCCACUAUCAACUUUCAGGAGAUGAUGAGUGGUGGGAGUACAUCCCUUGCCCCUUCUGCUACAUUGAGGUGGAGGUUCAUUUCCUUUGUGACCAUCUCCAGGAGGAGCAUUGCUUUGACAUGAAAAAUGCUGUGUGUCCAAUCUGCGCCGACAACCUUGACAAGGACACUGAUGAACAUUUCAGGGUUCAGCACUCACAUCUACUCAAGAGGAGGAAGUCUUCUUCUUUUUCUUGCAAGCCAAGCUCAGCAGCAGCUGACAAGGGAUCAUAUGAAGAGGACUCCUACUUUGAAGCACCCUCACACUGCAUGGGCAGGCCGGCUCCUGAUUCCUCUCCUGACCCUCUUCUCUCCCAGUUCAUCUGCUGCAGCCUCGCUCCUCCGGUCGAUUCGCCGCGCCGCAGCGAAGCCGAUGCCGAGGGCCAUGGUUCAUCUUCCUCAGAUGAUCAAAAAAGGAGAGAGCAGGGUGUGAUGGAUGAUGCAUCAAAGGAGGAGCUUGAGGAGAGGUUGCAGAGAAUCGAGUUCGUGAAGCAGAUGCUGAUGACAACAAUUGCUUAUUAGAAGACUGUUUCUCUAGGGUUCAUUUCGGCAGUUUGGGUAGGCUUUUCAGGAUUUGGGACAAGUGCAGAAUGAUGUGCCAUUUAAUUUAUGCUGACCUUCGGCACAUGUAUACCUACAAUGUUUGGAUAUCUAUAUAAUCAUCAAUCGUAAUCCUAUCAAUUUAACCUUAGUUAUUAUGAUGAGAGACAACCAAGUUA
Messenger RNA from Oryza sativa Japonica Group (Japanese rice), 967 nucleotides. Lineage: Eukaryota; Viridiplantae; Streptophyta; Magnoliopsida; Poales; Poaceae. The record is from RefSeq and is a predicted model, not a curated record.